AUGGUGGAGAUAAAGGAUUCUUCCAAUGUUAGGAAACUUAAGGAAGAGUUUCUGCGAGACUUUAAAAGAUUUGACACCGUUGAAGAUUUCUCAGAUCAUCACUAUGCUGCUGAGGGGAGUCCGGCUAAACUUUCGCUUUGGCACCUAAAAUUUAAAGGGCGGCCGAAGAAUUGGGUGAAAGAUAUUCAAAAAGAGUGGAAGAUUCUUGACAAGAAUUUGCCAGAGACAAUAUUUGUCAGAGCAUGUGAAUCAAGAAUUGAUCUUUUGAGAGCUGUAAUUAUUGGAGCCGAGGGAACUCCUUACCAUGACGGUCUCUUCUUUUUCGAUAUUCAGUUCCCAGAUACCUAUCCUUCAGUGCCACCAAAAGUUCAUUACCAUUCGGGCGGGCUUAGAAUCAACCCGAAUCUAUACAAAUGUGGUAAAGUGUGCUUGAGUCUUAUCAGUACCUGGACCGGUAAAAAGAGGGAGAAAUGGCUCCCCAAGGAGUCCACAAUGUUGCAGCUUCUUGUCUCAAUCCAAGCACUAAUCUUGAAUGAAAAACCAUAUUAUAACGAGCCUGGCUACGAGAAAUCCAUGGGGACUCCAUUAGGCGAGUCCUAUUCUAAAGAUUAUAGUGAGAACGUAUUCGUAUUUUCGUUAAAGACUAUGCAUUUUGAAGAGUUUGUUCGUAGCCAUUUCUUCGUCCGGUCUCACGACAUAGUGAAAGCGUGCAAUGCUUAUAAAGAUGGAGCUCCUGUUGGAUCAAUAGAUAAAGGCGGAGUCAAAAAACAAACUAGACAACGAGGCUCUUUGAAGUUUAGGAUCAAUGUAACUAGCUUUAUGAAGACAGUGGUUGAUGAAUUCGUCAACUUAGGAGCAAUAAGAGAAGCAAAUCAUAGAGGUGAGCCAAACCCAACAUUGUUUUCUUGUUUUUUUUUUUGUUAUCUUGAAUUGAUUAUUUGUAGUGUUUAA
Molecule: messenger RNA, 951 nt
Organism: Arabidopsis thaliana (thale cress)
Lineage: Eukaryota; Viridiplantae; Streptophyta; Magnoliopsida; Brassicales; Brassicaceae
Product: Ubiquitin-conjugating enzyme family protein
Exons: 6
Coding region: 1-951 (316 amino acids)
Biological process (GO): protein ubiquitination
Molecular function (GO): ubiquitin conjugating enzyme activity
Source: RefSeq, marked reviewed